This is a messenger RNA of Gopherus evgoodei (Goodes thornscrub tortoise), 4974 nucleotides long. RefSeq names its product 4-aminobutyrate aminotransferase (gene ABAT). Gene Ontology annotation, cellular component: mitochondrion. The record is from RefSeq and is a predicted model, not a curated record. Gene Ontology annotation, molecular function: pyridoxal phosphate binding. NCBI's taxonomy places the organism in Eukaryota, Metazoa, Chordata, Testudines, Testudinidae. The transcript has 17 exons. The coding region runs from base 124 to 1737 and encodes 537 amino acids. Gene Ontology annotation, biological process: GABA catabolic process.
CCGGGCCGCGGCGAGAGCGAGCAGCGGUUCCUGGGGCUCUGUUCGCUCAGCCUGGAGCGCGAACCCGGGGAGGGAGAGUCCGCCGGCAGCCCGCGGCACCAUCACUACUACUCUGUAAGAUCCAUGAGGCCAGGAGCAUCCUUUGGCACAGCUGACCUGCUGCAUGGUCUGAGAACAUCACCUGGAAUAAGGUGCUCUCUCCAGUUUGAGGUUUUUCUGGUUAAAGAAAGUAAAAUGGCCUUGAUGUUGCUCAGUCGACAGCUGACUUGUUCUCUGCAACAGAACUCCAGGCUGUUUGCAUGCGGGCACAGAUUGAUCAGUCAAACUGCAGCUAAAAUUGAUGUGGACUUUGAUUAUGAUGGACCGUUAAUGAAGACAGAAGUUCCUGGGCCUAGGUCCAGAGAGUUAAUGAAACAGCUAAAUGGAAUACAGAAUGCAGAAGCCGUUCACUUUUUUUGCAAUUAUCAAGAGAGCCGAGGGAACUACCUUGUAGACGUAGAUGGCAACCGCAUGCUGGAUCUCUACUCUCAGAUUUCAUCCAUCCCAAUAGGUUACAGCCAUCCAUCUCUGAUGAAACUUCUCCAGCAGCCACAGAACUUGAGUACAUUUGUUAACAGACCUGCUCUUGGGAUUUUACCUCCAGAGAAUUUUGCUGAAAAAUUAAAGGAAUCUUUGCUUUCCGUGGCUCCUAAGGGCCUGCAACAGGUUAUGACCAUGUCCUGUGGAUCCUGCUCUAAUGAAAAUGCCUUUAAAGCAAUAUUCAUGUGGUACAGGAACAAAGAAAGGGGUAACAAUAAUGUCACAAAGGAAGAACUGGAGACGUGCAUGAUUAACCAGUAUCCAGGGUGCCCUGACUAUAGUAUUCUGUCCUUUAUGGGUGGAUUCCAUGGAAGAACCAUGGGUUGCUUAGCUACAACUCACUCUAAAGCAAUUCACAAAUUAGACAUUCCAUCAUUUGACUGGCCAAUUGCUCCGUUCCCAAGACUAAAAUACCCCCUGGAAGAGUUUGUGAAAGAGAAUCAACAGGAAGAAGCCCGCUGUUUAGAAGAGGUAGAAGAUCUGAUUGUAAAGUACAGGAAAAAGAAGAGGAUUGUUGCUGGAAUAAUCAUUGAACCAAUUCAGUCAGAAGGGGGAGACAAUCAUGCUUCAGAUAAAUUCUUCAGGAAGCUACGGGACAUUACCAGAAAGCAUGGCUGUGCAUUUCUGGUGGACGAGGUGCAGACAGGAGGCGGCUGCACUGGGAAGUUUUGGGCCCAUGAACACUGGGGCCUAGAUGACCCAGCCGAUGUGGUAACAUUUAGUAAGAAGAUGAUGACAGGAGGAUUUUUUCACAAGGAGGAGUUCAGGCCCAAUGGUCCGUAUCGGAUUUUUAACACCUGGCUUGGAGAUCCCUCCAAGAACCUCAUGCUUGCUGAAGUCAUUAAUGUUAUUAAGAGGGAAGACCUUCUAAACAAUGCAACCCAUGCAGGGAAAGCUCUACUGGCCGGGCUGCUGGACUUACAGGCUCGUUACCCCCAUCUCAUCAGCAGAGUGAGAGGGCGAGGAACAUUCUGUUCAUUUGAUACUCCAGAUGAUACAACUAGGAACAAGCUAAUUGCAAUAGCCAGAAACAAAGGUGUUGUGCUGGGAGGCUGUGGCGACAGAUCGAUCCGUUUCCGCCCAACUCUGAUCUUCAAGGAUCACCAUGCGCACCUCUUUCUGAACAUCUUCAGUGACAUCUUAGCAGACUUCAAGUAAACACACAUUUUCCUUGCACUGAACAGUCCUGUCCUGUCCUCUAAGAUUAUGAAAUUAGUUUACUUAAUUGGUACAUAUUUUCACUUACAGGACAAAAUGUGAAUUCAUAAAAUGAAGCUGUUGGUUUUUUCCCAUGCUUACCAUCAAGUCAGGCUGCUUUAAACUGAAUCUCUGGACGCACAUGGAGCUUUGGAGUUUCAUAGACCCCCAGCAAGUGCAUCCAAAUGCUCUGAGCAGUGUGUUUGCAAGGGAUAUUGCACUUGAGUGCUAGAUUGCACUCCAUUUUCAGCCUUGGGUCAAAGCAGGAAACAAGGAAAAACCCUACAGACAUGCACUGCCUUGCAUAUUUGAUUAUUUAAAAAGAACACAAUAAUAUAUAUAUUUUCAUAGGUAAAUGCUGUAACUUUCCUUUCUCCACUUUGUGUCCAGAUGAAGCAGCAGGUCUUGUGAGUGUGGGGUAGAAGCUUAGGGGAUGUCUGCCAAGCAGAAAGUGCCAUUGUCUGACAGUGACUGGGAGGAAAGAACAGAUGUUUCAAAGCAAGCUCUGCUUUCCAGCACUGCCAAGUACAGUAUUUCAGAGAAUUGCUUCCAGCUGUGUUCCCAUAAAUACAAACACACAAUCUGCCAUACCAGAGUGGACCAAGGGACCAUCAGAUCUGCUACCUUCGGCCUAUACCUAGUUCUUCAGAGGCACUGAUGCAGUUGAGUGCUACAUGGAAGUGAGAGGGGGAAAUAAUUCCUUUCUGGCCCUUGAUUAGUUAUUCCUAAUGUAAAAAGUCAGCCUUGUGCACACACAACUGUACCCAAAGGUUUCUGAAUUGCUGAAACUUAAGAAAUAAAAUGAAGCAUGUACUGCUGCCUUAUUUUAGCAAUCUAAAAUGUGUUGGGCUGCAGGAUUAUUUAACUGGCUUGCCCAUAAUAUGCAGCCAUUGAUUUAGCAAAAUUUCUAAGCAAAUAUUCAAGAUAUUUUGCAAAACCACAGAUGCAUUGUUUUGUAUCGAGCCAUUACUUGACAUCAGAUCUGUUGCGAUGGGGUCCUUACUAAGUGCACAGCUCUAAUUCAAAAUAAUUCUAUUGUUUUAGUAGAUUUCUUCUCUCAUGCUUGAAGGGUCCUUUAGAAAAUCACAGGAUCUGUAAAUGUCGGUGGUCUGUUAAUCUGUUCACUAUCAGACAGUUGUUUUGUUCCCUGUUCACUAGGGAAGAGAAAGGGAAUACAUAAACAGUAUUAGUUCAGCAAAUCAGCUUCAUGAAAAUAUCCUUUCUACUAGACAUAGCUCCUUUAUAUAUGGCUUUCCUCUGUCUAGUAGAAAGGAUAUUUUCAUGAAGCUGAUUUGCUGAACUAAUAGUGUUAUGUAUUCCCUUUCUCUUCCCUAGUGAACGUUUGAAUUUUGACUGAAUAAUAACUGAACGUUAUUCGGGGUGAAAAAUCUUUUGAACUGAUUUGUGAAUUUUCCAUGUCCAGAUAGAGAAUAGAGAAGUAUUACAAAUUAAACUAUUAAGCUCCCAGUGGCCAAUAGGUUCUACAAUGUAAUUCAGUGGAAGCACUUCAAUAUUUAGGUUGAGACCUGCACAGCAGCAUAGGAGAUUUAGACAUACGUUCUGAUAAGUUCGGUGAAACGUGUCUAAGUCUUCUGGUCUGCUUUGAAAAUAUUUCUGCCUAACAAGUAACUUUCAAAAUUACUGGCAACUAGCAACCAAGGAAAUUCACUUCUGCUGAUUUAAAAAUAAGCAGGCCCAUGUAAGCCUGUCUGUGCCACACACUGUUCUGGAACUUGUUGGUCAGAAUUUUCAUAGUGUAGACAGGGCUUUUGACUAUAAGUUUUCUGAUGAUUAUCUGUAAAAGUUCAUAGUUGGGGAAAUAGCCAGCAAAAGUCAGGGUAAAACUUGGAAUUGUAGAUUACAAAAGACUUGAUGGAGGGUUGGUAAAUAACUGUACAGUGAAACCUCAUUGUCAUCACAGUCCUAGUAGAUAUAAUACUAUCAAGAAGAAAGUCAAACUAAGAAAUUCCUCAUGUGACAACAUUUUGGGAAUUAGUUCAUUCAACAUAUCAGUGCAGUAGAUUUUAGUAAAUGUCUCUAGCAAGUCUUGUACUUUUACAGAAUCAAAGGUCCAGUAAUGAAGUCUUAUCACAUCCUCACUUUUAUUAUAAAUACUCUAGGUGUUUUUACUAACUUUUACUGACACUCAGUAACUGUGUAAAAUUGUGCACAAUGUAUGUUGAUCAGAUUGUUAGAAAACAUACUCAUAGAGCACUGCAACCUAAGCAUAAUAAAGUAAUAUUGUUUACAGCAUAUUGUGGACAGUGCCAAAUAAAUGUUUAAACAAAAAUACCUAACUGCACUUCAUGAUGUAACUGGUAACAAUGCACACGACUCCAUGAAAUAAGUAAGUUUCCUGUGUAAUCAGUAUUCUUAAAUAAAAUAUUUAUAAUUGAACUCCUCCAGUAAGUAGCCCUUUUUAUUGUUAGAAAUACACUUUUUAAAUAAAAAUAUACACUCAUAAAUGUUAUGCUCACUACAUAGUUCUGUAUUUUUAUAUACUCUUUGGGGGAUUGUACACCAUACACAUAGCCCACUCAUUCUGGUGAUACCUCUGGCUGCAUUGCUAUUUAGGCCAAGAGGAAGCAUUAGCCAACAUGACUGCUUCAUCGUUUCCUUUUGCUUUACUGCAGUAGUAUUGAGUUCUGCCAAGUCAUAUAAAUGAUGUGAACUCCCCCUACUGGCUCUGUUAGUAGACUGCAAAUCAGGGUUGGUCUGAGUGAUGCAUUUAUGAUUUUCCCCUGAAAAUACCAGAGAGCGCCAACCCUGAAAAUUAUAGCUAAUUCUUCCAAGUGAUGAGUUUGCCUUGAUGACCUGUUCUGCUUAGCAAACCGGUUCAGCCUAGCAACCGAUGAAGGCCUACUGAAAAAUUUACUGGCUGGGGUAGACAGGCCAGAUUUAUGACCUUGUUAGAUAAGAGAAUGCUUGCAAAGUCUGGGGAAAAUGCUUGCAGACACUUUGUGAAGCAACUUGUACCUUUUUGAAGCUUAUCAAGAAAUAACAGUUGCUCUUUUUCUCUUGUAUGCUGGGAAAGUAUAACUGGGAAGGUACAGUGAUGACGUGACGUAAGUGAUGAGGCGACAGAGUAGCUAAUAAAAAGCAAUUUGUAUUUGCGGAAGGGGGGCUAGUUCUGUGUGGAAAACGGGCUUGUUCUUUGUUGUUUGUGUGCAUUCAUCAAUAAAGAACUUGGUAUUUGGA